This is a messenger RNA of Astrephomene gubernaculifera, 6590 nucleotides long. The record is from the annotation of a GenBank genome assembly. Lineage: Eukaryota; Viridiplantae; Chlorophyta; Chlorophyceae; Chlamydomonadales; Astrephomenaceae.
GCUGCUGCGGCUGCUGAAGCCGUGCGUCGGAAGCUGCACAACGAGCUGGUGGACUUGCGCGGCAAUAUUCGAGUCUACUGUCGCGUAAGGCCGCACCACUCGCCAUCGACGCGCAUCGGCCAAGACGGCGCGUCAAUCACGUUGGCGGCGGACGGCAAGGAGCACAAGUUCUCGUACGACCGCGUCUUCGGUGCGGACAGCACGCAGGACUCGGUAUUUGCGGCGGUUUCGGAGCUGGUGCAGAGCUCCCUGGAUGGCUACCACGUGUGCAUCUUUAGCUACGGCCAGACCGGAGCUGGCAAGACGCACACCAUGCAAGGUGGUGACACGCCCGCGUCACGGGGCAUCAUCCCCCGUGCGGUGGAGAAGAUCCUGGCGACAGCUCGCAAGCUGGGGGAGGAGGCGGAGUGGCAGUACACGAUGGAGGCCUCCUUCAUUGAGAUCUACAACAACCAGCUGCGUGACCUGCUUUGGGAGCCAGAGAAGAAGGGGGACAAGCCGCAGUAUAUCAACGACCCCAACGCCAUUAAGCACGACUCCGACGGCGGCCACACUAUCGUGCAAGGCGUCAAAAAGGUCCCCGUGGAUGACAUGGAGGGCGCGUUAAAGCUGAUUCGGCAGGCGUCUGCUGCCCGGGCCGUUGAGGCGACCGCAAUGAACAGCGCCUCCAGCCGCUCGCAUGUCGUGUUCAUGCUGUACAUCACGGGCAAGCACGAGGAGAGCGCCACCCGACUGCAGGGCUGCCUGUGCCUUGUCGACCUUGCUGGAAGCGAGCGACUGGACCGCUCCCUGGUCGAGGGCAAGGCCCAACUAGAGGCCCGUGCCAUCAAUUCCUCCCUGACCGCGCUUGGCUCGGUCUUUGAGAAGCUGUCGGCAAAGUCCAGUCACAUUCCCUACCGAGACUCCAAGCUCACGUACCUCCUGCAGCCAUGCCUCGGAGGCAACGGCAAGACGCUGAUGUUCGUCAACAUCAACCCUGAGCCGGCAUCCGCGGGCGAAAGCUUGUGCUCCCUGAGGUUCGCCCUCAAGGUCAACGGCUGCGAGUCGUGCGCCAAGGGCGGUGCGCGGAAGAACACGAUGCCCCUUCUUGGCGGUGGCGAUGGUGGCGGCGGCGGCGACGGCAGGGCCAGCAUGGCAAGCGACGCAGGUACCGUUCGCCGGCAGUCGAAUCUCCCGCGGCCCCCGACGACUAUAGCUGGCGCAGGUGCUGCACGGCAGGGGCGCGCGGGUCCGUCAAGAGGGGCACCCCUGGCGGCGACAGGGCAGAAGCGGUCCGCUGCUGACGGGCUGGGAAACCCAAACAAGCGCCCCAGAGGAGGAAAAUAGUCAUUGAAUUUGGUGCAUGAGAUGUGUAUAUGGUGUUGCCUACAUGGCGCUUACGGUUUAACUGGGUUUAACUGGGUGGCCUGCGGGUAUGUUUCUACGAUUAUGCAGAUCGGAUUCCGUACGGCUUCCCUUCAUUCACCGCAAUGACUCUUGUAUGAGCAUCGCGAGACAUCAACCAUUGCUGUUCGUUUAUAUAAAUAAGCGCAUAUGGCGGAUUAGGGCUGAACUGGCAUCUCGACCGCUUUGCGGCCUUGGGACUUUGGGGCUUGGCAGGAUGUCCUUGUUAUUUUCGAACACCGCCCUAGGCGUUCCUGCAGCUGGUAGCUCAGGACCGAUCUUAAACACGCAGGCUUUGACACCAUGCCAUUUAAAGCAUCAAUGGUUGAUAGGAAUGCUCGGACCGUGUCCUCUGCGCCGCCGUUCACCGCGAAAGACGCAAAUUGUUGCUGUUGUCUCACGCGCCAGUACAAAUUCGAUGGCAUUGGGAGACCAGACAACGUUGGAAGGUAGCAGGAGAGACGAAGUCGAAUUGGGCCACGCGCAAGCUGAGGACUAUCUAGGGUUAAAUGAUAGCCCAGGCGUAGGGAUAGCAGCAUCGGCAUCGCACCCUCCACAGCGACAACAAGUGGAGCUUGUCAGCAAGCCACAGCUCCGUGCACGCGCGCGAGCACCCCUUCCGCAGAGCCCGUCCCGGGGGGCUGCUGGACAACCUGGAGCAGGCCCAGCGCCUGACGUCCUUCCACCGCCGCCUCCGAAUCUCCAGCAGGAGGAUGUGCCCUUGGGUGCCUACAUGAAAACUAGCAUCGUAAGGAAGGUGACUCGCAAGCUGCAGGAGCGUGCCGCACAGCUCGCAGAUGUGAUCCCAGGGCCUUCAGCAAGCGUCGGUGCUGGCAUCAUUGACAGCCGCACAGGUGUGCUAAUGUCGGACGCGCCCCUCGCGCCUCGUCUGGGAGAGCGGAUGUCGCAGCUGCGCAUAGCCCAGAUGUCGCAGCAGAAGAGGCGGCGGAAGACUGGCAGUCACAGCAUGGAAGACGAUGGUGACGUUGUGUACAACGCGCUGUACGGCACCGCGUUUUCCCAUCCCGCCGCUGGGGGUCCAUCUCCCGCCGCUGCAUCUGCAGCUUCUGGCGGAUCCCCAGCGGGUAGCCCGAAGUACGGCCACCCGCCUCUUGGCUCCUUUGACAGGGAACCCCCAUCUCCCCCAUCCUCUCCGGGGCGGCAAUCACUGCGAGCUCUGCCUCCACCAUUCACGCCUCAAUCCCCCUCGCCUGGACCAGGUAUUCCCUUUCCCUGGGUGUUCCCCACCGCCUCUGAUUCCACCGCCACCACCACCACCGAGCCCUUCGCUACCCCAGCCCGAGCUGCCCUCGCAUCGUCUGCGCAAGCCGAAGCAUUCACCGCUUCCAACCGCCGACCCAUCCGUGCCGAACUGGAAAAGCUCAUACGCGCAUGCGCCGAUCUGGACGCCCUGCGCAGCUUGUACGACAAGUACGGCAGCUGCAUCGUACGGCAGGAGGCGAUACUGUUUAUCAGCCACCUGGCCUCGCUGCAGGAGCCCACUACCAUGACUGUGCGGGUGUGGAGUGCGACGCAGGCGCUGCUGGUGGAGUUGCUGCAACGCAUCACGCCCAAGCUGGACGUACUAACCAUGCAGGAGUUUGUGGUGAUCCUGGCGGCUGUCUCCAAGCUGGGCUACGUGCCGCCGGAGGAGUGGAUGGCGGCGGUGCUGGUGCAGAGCAAGCCGCGACUGUACAACGCAUCCCCCUCCUUCCUUACCACCACCCUCAAGUCCAUGGCCCGCAUCUACACCGACCCCUCCGACCUCAAGCAGGCCGCCGCUUGGGACGCCUGGAUGAGUCGGUACCUCACGUCCGUACAACGGCAACUGGCGUCGUACCGGGGAGAUGAGCUGGUCAAGACCCUGGUGGCGCUGUCCGAGCUGCGCUACCGCCCGCCCGCCGAGUGGAUGGCUCGGCUGUCCACCGCACUACUCAACAAGAUGGACUCGCUGGGCUCCCACUCGCUGUCGCAGGCCAUGCUGGCCUUCGCCUCCCUGCGCUACCAGCCCGAGCCGCCCUUCCUGCGCGCCUACUACAGCUGCAUGCACUCGCGGCUGCCGCUGGCUGAUGACGGCGACCUGGCCACCUUUGCGCAGGCGGCCGCGCUGCUGGAGCGGCUGGUGCAGCAGGACUUCAUGCUGGAGUUCCUGGCCGAUGUGUUGGAGAAGCUGCCCACCUUCGCGCCCGCGCACCUUGCCAACCUGCUUAACGCCAUGGGCCGUCUGGCCGCCCCGCCGGCAGGCCGCAUGCGCCCGCCGGCCGGCUGGACGGCGGCGGUGGCGGACCACCUGAUCCGCGCGCGCCGGCUGGGCAGCUUCAGCGGCUCAGCAAUGGCGUCGGCGGUGUGGGGGCUGAGUGUGCUGGGGCUGAGAGCCACGCCUGCGUUCCUGGACGACGUCCUCUCCGCCUCCUACGGCAAGCUGCACUCCUGCGGCCCCACCGACCUCAUCCUGCUGCUCACGGCGCUGGGCAACCUGGGCUACUCGCCUCCGCCGGGGCGGGAGGCCUUUUGGAACGCCUGGAUGACGGAGUUCGAGAAGCUGACGGCGCGCAAGACGUACGACACACGCGGCGUGUGCGACCUCAUGGCGGCGAUGGCGCGGCUGCCGCGACCCAUGGUUCCGCGGGAGAAGGCGGUGGAGAUGGGGUGGGUGCCUGUGCCGGCGUCGUCGGCUGCGGGUGCUUCGUCGCAGCUGGGCAUAUUUCAGGUCGCCGAGGGCGAUGGCAACGGCAGCGAGGGUCAAAUCGAGGAGCAGGGAGGGCCGCAGGUGCAGCAGCAGCAGCAGCAGCCCGUGCUCAUUCCUCGGCCGCCCAAUGAUGCGUUCGUGGGGGGAGUGCUUCGGUCCACUCGCAUGUUCAGUCUGCGUCACACCUGCCCUGCGCGCUUGGCGGGGCUGGCGGGCUCGCUGGCAGUGCUGGGGAUUAAGCCGGACUUUGGAUUCCUGUACAACUAUGCGCAGGCUGCUCGCUUCAUGUGGAGCGCCUUCAGCACUCGGGACUACGCAACCUUGCUGGGAGCCAUGGUCCACAUCGGCACCCCAGGUGUGGCGGACCCGCGCUGGGCGGACGACUUCCUGGCCAUCCUCAUGUGCCGCCUACCCGACUUUGACGGCCCCGGCCUCGCCGCCAUCCUCACCGCCAUUCGCCACCUGCCCAAACCCGAGUUCGCACCCGGCCGUCAAUGGCUGGCGGCGGCGGCGCAGCGAACGGUAGACCUCAUCCGUUCGCCGCCGCCGCCACCGUCGACGGCGGCGAUGGUGCCGCGGGCCGCAGUUGUCGUACCCGCUGCUGAUACGUCGGCGGCGGCGGAGGUUGCCGGUAACGAAGGCGGUGACGGCAGCGGCGGCGGCGUGUUGAUACCCACGCCGGGGCCCCUGGUGGGGACGAUGUCGUACCGGGCUGGCGGCGUGGUGCCUAGCGGCGGCCAAGUGGUGCGGUCUCCGGAGGGCCGGGCGUUCGUGGCCCCGCCCAUGAACCCGCUGACGCCGGAGAUGUUGAAGCAGGUGGUGGCGGCACUGGCGGCGCUGGGAUACCGUGCCGUACCUGAGGAGCCGUUGGUGCGAAUCGUACGGAAUGUGCUCAUGCGCAAUGCUGCGUUGGUACAGGCGCAAGACCGUGUGGCAGCAGGUGCAGCAGCGGGACCCGUGCCACCGUUGGGCUCACUGCUCCUGCCACAUCAACAGCAGCAGCAGCCACCACAAGCGCCGCAAGCACAGCCCUCAAACAUGGCGGCGGCAGCGGUGGCGGCGGCAGCGUUCGAGCGUGCCAACGCAGCGGCGGCGGCCGCUGCUGCCGCUGGCAGCGAAGCGCCGCGGCCGUUGCUCAGCCCCGCUGCUGCUGCGGAGCUGGAGUCCUCGCUUGCCGUCAUGCUGGGGCUGCAGGUGCCGUUAAGGCCGCCGUCGGCGACCGCCACUGACUUGGGGUUGCCUGUCGGCGCCGUGAGGACACCGGAGCAUCUGGCGAGGCAGGAAGCGGUGUGGCAACAGAAGAUGGCGGCCAGGAAGAAGCGCUCGGAAAGCAGUGGCAGUGACGCCAAAGCCAAUGAGUCUUCAGACGACCGUACCAGCGAUGACCAGGUGGCGCGCAGUGCAGGCGCCGGUACGAGUACUGUGGGCAGCAGUAGCAGCAGCAGCAGCGGCAGUAGCAUUAAGCAGCGGCAAGGAGCGAGCCGCUGGAAUGGCCGCGGGCGUGCAGGCAAGUGGAUUGCGCCGGGGCGAGGAGCGGAGGAGGCGAAAGGAAAGGCUGCGCAUGUUACCGAGGGAGCCAGUGGCCAGCAGGGGCCCGUUGAGAAGGGCACGAGGCAGCAAGGGCGAAGCCACAGGGGCGUGCGGGUUCACAGAAGCGGCGCCACGGCAGGUAGCGGCAGCAGGAGCAAUAGCUGUGAUGGUAAGAGUGGGUAGGAGUAAAGUGCUGUUGGCGCCGUUUGCAGGGUUCACCAGGGGCCCUGCGUGAUGCAGUUGAGGGUGUCUUGCUAGCAUGGAGCUGCUGGUGCUGCUGUCACUGCUGCGAAUGCAAGGGCAAUGGCGGUGCAGAGCGAGUGUGUGCGAUGCGAGGCUCCGUUUUUAUUCUGUGGGCUUACGCGACCGUCGCCGAGGGCUUUACUAUAGGUAGUAGAUGGCAAGCAGCGUCCUAAGUGUCUGUAUCUUGCGAUAAGAGCGGAGCAGCUGCUGUUGCUUCUUUAGGAACGAGGACAGAGCUAUGUGAACUCUUCGAGAAGUGUGGGGUUGCAGGGGUGAGAGCGCAGCAUGUGUUUGUUGAUGUGCCGUGGAGGCGUUCCCUGGCCGAAGCGCCUCACUUACGUGUAUCGCUGUUGAUGUGAUGCCUGGAGCCAAGCCGCGGUUGGAGCAACGGUGGCAGUGCGCAGCGGUUGGAAGUGUUGUUACCGUGUGUGGAAGUGGGGAUAGGUGACUGGUCGGCGUUUCUGCGUCUAGGGUUGUCUGGCGGCCCUACUACCGGUAGUGGCGAGGCGGGGGCAGGGACACGCGGAAGAACACCGGCAGAGGUGGUGUCUAGGGGUCGUGUGUCGAGUCGGGCCCCUAGGGCCGACUCGACGUGAUGCAGGAUGUGAUGGAUGCAGGUGCGGUGCAAGGCAGCGCCCGCAUGUGAGCGUGGGCGUGCACCCGCGGCGGUGAAGUCUCUUCUCCUGUAUCCCCUACGCAGGGUUGAGGGGUUGCUACGAGGGGCGGGACCUGGGGACACACCCAC